AUGAUCCAGAACAUGCCGUCGGAGGAAGCCUUGCAUCAGAUUCGUCUGUUCCGCAGGCAGUAUCUGCAGCUGCUCGACGCCCAUAAUCUGACCUGGCCGUCUUCAGAGACUCUCCGCUCGUCUCAAGCCCAAGAAUGGAUAUAUGAGAAUCUCUUCCAAACAGACAAUAUUGCACACUUUUUGCCUCCAGAAAGAUAUCGUCUCCGUAUCUUGAAGCUACUCAUGUCCAAGAUUGAGAACUCCACUGUAGAUCCAGAAGAAGAUGAAAUAUCGGAUAACCUCAUGUCUACACUAGCUGAGCUCAUGUUCUCUCCUAUGCCGGAUGAUGCGACUGCUGCCCAACAACGGAACUGGGUGACAUAUACACCACUCGCUCCGGGUGCGCCUAUAGCGGGCGAUGAGCCUGAGUUGAAGUUGCUCGAGAACCGUGCAGUUAUCUCAGGUGCAGGUACCACUGGUCUGCGUACAUGGGAAGCUGCCCUCCACCUCUCUGCAUAUCUUCUUUCCUCGCCUGCUCUUAUGGCAAGUGUCAAAGGCAAGAAGGUGAUCGAGCUUGGUGCUGGCACAGGACUGUUGUCCAUCCUAUGCGCCAGCCAUCUAGGUGCUUCCCAUGUUACAGCUACCGAUGGCGACGAAGGAGUUGUUCAGGCUUUACAAGAGAACGCAGCCUUCAACGACGUCAAGGAUACUAUGGAUAUUGGUGUAUUGUGGUGGGGUCGAGCACUGAAGGGGUCUUGGAUGUUUGAGAAAGACCCUUCGUUCUCUUGCGAUCUGGUCCUCGGUGCCGAUGUCACAUAUGACAAAGCUGUCAUCCCAGCACUAGUCUCUACCAUGAGAGACAUGUUUGAAGCCUGGCCUCAUGUCCAAAUUAUCAUCUCAGCAACCAUUCGAAAUGCUGACACGUUUGCUGCUUUCGAAUAUGCUUGCGCACACAACGAGUUCAAAGUCCAUGAAGUGGAUUAUCCNUCGAUUCCCAUGGAACAGCAGGCUUCUCUGUUCCAUUCGACUAUGGUUCCCAUCAGAAUCUUCUCGAUCACUGCACCCGAGAUGCAGAGAGACCCUUAUGCAGUAUAG
Messenger RNA from Aureobasidium vineae, 1074 nucleotides. The record is from the annotation of a GenBank genome assembly. Lineage: Eukaryota; Fungi; Ascomycota; Dothideomycetes; Dothideales; Saccotheciaceae.